AUGGCAGGAAAAAAAGGUAAGUCUAGCGAUAAAGCUGGAAACAACAAGUUGAAAAACGAUGUUGUACCGGAUGAGCGUUUACAAGCCAUCGUGCUGACGGAUUCAUUUGAGACCCGGUUCAUGCCUCUAACAGCGGUGAAGCCCAGAUGUUUGCUCCCUUUGGCCAACGUUCCCUUAAUCGAGUACACUUUGGAAUUUCUUGCCAAGGCAGGUGCCAGCGAAGUGUAUCUGAUGUGUGCAUCGCACGCUGAACAAAUCAGCGAGUACAUUGAACAGUCGAAAUGGAACAAACCGUGGUCGCCCUUCCGCGUCUCAACAAUCAUGUCACUUGAAUCGCGGUCCGUCGGAGACGCCAUGCGUGAUCUGGAUAAUAGAGGUAUCAUCACCGGCGACUUUAUACUGGUAAGCGGAGACCUUGUCACAAACAUGGAGUUUGACAAAGCUCUGGAUUUCCACCGCAAAAGAAAAGCAGAGGACAGAGACCAUAUAGUCACUAUGUGUCUCAGCAGAGCAAGCCAGCUUUUCAGAUCGAGGUGCCACGAACCAGCGGCUUUCAUUCUGGACAAGUCUAACGAUAAAUGCUUAUACUACCAGGACAUUCCUUUGGAGAAUUCCAAGCACAAAAACGCGAUAGCCAUAGAUCCCGAGCUUUUGGAAGGCGUGGAUGAGUUCAGGGUCCGCAAUGAUCUUGUGGACUGCCACGUUGACAUCUGCUCGCCUCACGUACCGGCCAUUUUUCAAGAGAACUUUGACUAUCAAUUUUUGAGAAGGGAUUUUGUCAAAGGUGUUUUAACCAGCGAUCUGCUAAAGAAGAGCAUAUACGCCUUCAUCACUGACGACUAUGCUGCUCGUGUCGAGAGUUGGCAGACAUACGAUGCUAUCUCUCAAGAUUUCAUUGCCAGAUGGUGCUAUCCUAUGGUUUUGAAUUCGAACCUGCUCGACGACCAGUCAUACUCAUACGAGUCCGAACAUAUCUAUAAGGAGAAAGACGUGGUGUUAGCGCAAUCGUGCAAAAUUGGCAAAUGCACGGGAAUUGGAUCCGGAUCGAAGAUUGGGGAAGGUACAAGCAUUGAAAACUCUGUUAUUGGGAGAAAUUGCCACAUCAAAGAGAACAUUGUUAUCAAAGACAGUUUCAUAUGGGACAACGUCACCAUUGGCAGCGAUUCCGUUAUUGAGCAUGCUCUUGUUGCAUCGAACGUCAACGUUGGCUCGGGCGUCGUUCUGAAAGAUGGAAGUGUCAUAGGUUUUAAUGUCACGAUCGAUGACGACAUGACAAUUCCUGUGGGCACAAGACUUUCGGACACGUACGUUGAAAAGCGCGUGUCUCAGUUCUUGGACAGCGAGUCGUAUAGCGAUGACGAAAUCGAUGAGUCUAAAUCUGAAUCCAAAAACCAUUUGCCUGCUUUGGCACUGGUUGGGGCUAAUGGCGUUGGCUAUGUCUAUGAGAGCGACGAUGCGCACGAUUAUGACGAAGACAGUAGUGUGGUUUUGAACGGCACGAACGCCUUGACGCACCGGUUCGAUGACUUGUACUUGAGUGACAACUCGAUCUCAUCGAUGUCGGCCAAACACAAGAAAAAGCGCCGGUUCUCUACAAACAGUGCUGCCGCGCUGAACGGUCGUGACGAUGAGUAUUACGAAGACGACAUGGACGAUGAUGAGGACGAAGAAGACUUCGCAACCGAGGCCAUUGCCACUGUGGAGAGAGCCAUGGAAAAUAACCACGACAUCGACACAGCUCUUUUGGAGCUCAAUACAUUACGAAUGAGCAUUAACGUCACCUACCAGGAGGUGAGGUCAGCCACCGUGGUUGCAUUACUGAGAAGAGUAUACCAUUUCAUCGCCACGCAGACUUUGGGUGCUAAGGAUGCUGUACAGAAGGUGUUUGGCCAGUGGGGACCUUUGUUCAAGCGCCAGGCGUUCGAUCAAGAUGAGUAUGUGGACUUGGCGAAUUUGAUUUUGGAGAAAACGGUGGCUCAGCAGUUUGAGAAACCCGAGUUCGUGGUGUUCACUGCUUUGACGUUCUUGUAUGACCAGGACAUUCUGGACGAAGACGCCAUUGAUGCAUGGUGGAACCAGGUUUCAGACGAUCCCAAGUACGAUCAACCCAAGGCUCUGGUUGCCAAAUGGGUCGAAUGGCUCAGAACUGCUGACGAACAGUCGAGUUCUGAAGAAGAGUCUGAAGAAACAGACAGUGAUUGA
Molecule: messenger RNA, 2202 nt
Organism: Lachancea sp. 'fantastica'
Lineage: Eukaryota; Fungi; Ascomycota; Saccharomycetes; Saccharomycetales; Saccharomycetaceae
Source: the annotation of a GenBank genome assembly